CGCAAGCCGACCAACAAAUUUAUGUAUGUUUGUCAAAAGACCUUUGUUUAAUUCCUCAUAUCCUUGAGAUAAGGAUUAAUCAAAAACUUUGCCUCCUAUUAGUCAGAUACAAAUUUUGAACUGAAUUUAACGAUUUCGAUCUUCACGAGGCGUUUUUCUCAUAAAAGUUAUUGUUAUAUACUUAUGGCUGGUUUCCAUAUAAUAUUCUGUGUCGUUUUAGGCAUCCAAAAAAAGGUAUUCUGGGACGAUUGGGACAAUUAUGUGAAAAUACAAUGAAGGAAACGCGGUGGUUUUACGAUGAGCGCGAUUUCGAGAUCAGGUCAGAUCAUUGAACAAGGCAUUAUGUUACUGGAUAAAUAAAGGCGGUGUUAGAAAGCCGCAAAAAAAUAAGAUAAUUCCCGAUUCCGCCUGUCGAGUCCAUAUGGUUACUUGCAUUAGCGGUUGUCGUUGACUUCAAUCCCGACGGAGGUGCUUUCACUUAAUGCUCUUCAAGAUGAACGGCUAUCUUCUGUGCAUUUUGCCAUUGUUCGCUUUACCAAACGUUCUGGCCAUCACCUGCUACACUUGCACACCAAACCCACCUACAGUGUCAUGCACAACACUGGCUGAUUUGAAUGUCACCGAUUGUGACGCGGAUCCGACCGUACCAUCAGGCAUGGCUGACGUGUGUAGCAAAAGAUUAGCUGUAGCGAAAAUGGGGCAAAUGAACCAGACUAUGAAUAUGUUUAGCUGUGGAACAAAGUCAAUGUGCCAAGACUUCCAGGCAAAGUCAUGCAAUGCCUCGCUACUGCCACCUGGAAUGACCUUUAAAAAAUGCGAAGCCACGUGUUGUGAACAGAACAAGUGCAACGGGCUUGCAGAGAGCACCUCGCCAAGUGUGAAUGCCGCGCCAAGUGUAAACGCUUGGCCAAGUGUAAAUGCCUCGCCAAGUGUAAACACCUCGCUAAGUGUAAACGCCUCUCCAAGUGUAGACGCCUCGCCAAGUGUAAACGCCUCGCCAAGUGCAAACGCCUCGCCAAGUGUAAACACCUCACCAAGUGUAAACGCCUCACCAAGUGGCCCGGUAACCAGUGUUCCUGUAAAAACUAUGGCCACAGGAACCCCACCGAAGCCUUCUAGUGGUGCCACAACAUACAACAAAGUUGUAUCAUUCGCCACCACCCUUACAAGCGUACUCUAUGUGCUUUUUUGUAUGUACUGACUUUGAGCAGUGAUAAUUGUAAGAGUGCUGAAAACAACGUUAACCAGGUGCUAGAGUCUGUUUGUUUUUGUUUGUUUUUUGCUAUUUAAAGACAAAUAAUUCAAAUUUCGUAGCCGAUCAAAUUUCUCAUCUUUUGUAACUACUCUACAUACAGUAUAAGUGAACUAAGCGGCCACCCGCUAGAUUCCCGCCUGUAUCAAAGUUGGACAAGUCCAGUAAAUUACAUAGAACUGUUUUUAUUGUUAAACACUAAAUAGAACAGAGUGAGCGAUCCGCGGCCUUUCAAACGGAACCUUUGAGUCAAUAAAACACAGAUUUCAAUAAGUCAACAAUGUAAUCUUAAUUGCAAUGGGAGAGAGAUAAAGCGAAAAUUUCUUAUCAAGUUGUUUGCUUAGAAAGGGUUUCUGUAAAUGAGGUGCUUAAUUCUAAUGUCAGCGUCUGUUCAGGAAGGUUUG
Molecule: messenger RNA, 1656 nt
Organism: Pocillopora verrucosa
Lineage: Eukaryota; Metazoa; Cnidaria; Anthozoa; Scleractinia; Pocilloporidae
Source: RefSeq, a predicted model, not a curated record